Molecule: messenger RNA, 313 nt
Organism: Funneliformis caledonium
Lineage: Eukaryota; Fungi; Glomeromycota; Glomeromycetes; Glomerales; Glomeraceae
Source: the annotation of a GenBank genome assembly
GUCUUCUUACUCACAAAAUGGAUUGACACAAAUUUCUUCGUCGAGCAAGAUUUACUUGUUAGACACUAGAAACUAUACUUGGGUUGAUAAAUUUGAACCUAUGAGUAUAUAUGAGCCUAUACCUUCAAAUACAAGCUUUCCGAAUUCUCCUUCAACAAUAACAACCACAAGUUCUCUAAAAUCUAAUGAUGUUGUAAUUGAUACAUUAUGCGGAAUUUUAGUUACCGCGAUUUUUAUGACAAUUGGAUUUAUCGGAUAUAAAUGGUAUCAAAAGAGAAAACAAAGAGUAAUAUGCGGUGUCAUUAGGGAUUAA